This is a messenger RNA of Metarhizium brunneum ARSEF 3297, 576 nucleotides long. Lineage: Eukaryota; Fungi; Ascomycota; Sordariomycetes; Hypocreales; Clavicipitaceae. The record is from RefSeq and is a predicted model, not a curated record.
AUGACGACCGCAAUCCCCUCCAUCGCCUGCCUGGGCGUCAUCGGCCGCAACUCGCUAAAGCCAAAGAAACAGAACAACCCGCUGCACGUCUCCAUCUUCCCCUCGCACGACGCCGCAACCAACACGUUCACGCCGAUCCGCAGCCCGCUCCAGUUCUCGCUCCUCCUCUCCUCGACAAUCGACGUCUUCGAGCUCCGCGCCAAGGCAAACGCCGCGUCGGGCGUCGGGCUCUCCGGCGACGUCGGCCUGCUCCACGCCAUCGACGACCGGCUCGCCGCGUACGGGUACGAGACCAACACAGGCGUGCGGAUGGUGUGCGUCGUCGACAUGCGCGGCAGGAGGAUAGAAGCCGCGGGCGGGAGGCAGGCCGCCGCGGGCCUGCGUGAGACGGAGCUGAAGCCCGUGUUUCGCGCCAUGCAGAGCGCCUACGUGCGGCUGCUGCAGAACCCCUUUUACGAGCCGGAUGAGCAUGCGCCGUUGGGGGGUGCCGGUGGCAAGAGGAUCGUGAGCAGGAGGUUCGACAGCGAUAUGAGGAGGAUUGGGGAGGCGUGGACGCCGGGUGUGACUAGUUUGUGA